UCCUCCUCACACUUGCGGAGGAUGGGGAAGGGUGUUUAGUGUUGCUAAGCAAAGGCUGCGACUUGGUCAUUGCGAGCUCGUGGUGACAUCUUGAUUAGGCCUUGGGGACAGAUGUAGAGCUGCCUGAGGUGAAAUGCCGAGACAGGCUGGGGUGGGAAUGGGUCAUAAAAGAACCUAGGUAAAGAGGGGUCCCCCGGCAGCAGAUGCCUCCGCCUGGAACUGAGAUGCAAGGGGCCUCAGCCUCCUCCCCACAAUAGAGCUGGGGAUGGGCGUCUUUCUCUGUUCCUGUCCCCACUCUUCCCUGCCAGCAGGCUAGCAUCCCGCCCCCUGGAGCCCGUGGUCACGAAGGCAAAGCAGUUAGGACGAGGUCCCUUCAGAGAAGCCUGGAGGCUCUGGGACCCCACAGCUGGCUCUUCCCUCGAGGGGGCCACUGUUUGGAGGGAUGGAGAAAGGGCAGGAGGAACCGAGGGCUGGGCCCCCUCCACUGGGAAACACAUCUAGCUGGUGGGACCCUGCUCCAGCUCCUUCCUCGCCUUCCUGCUUUUAUGCCCUUUACCGGCCUCCUGGUUCCUCUGAUGUGAACCUCAUGAUUUGGCUUUGCCCUCCGGGGGGUUUGGAUUCAGCCAACGUAGGAUGACUCGGACCAAGAAAAUUUCUCUGAGACCUAAGGGCAACCCUAUUUCUUGGCUUUGAUAGUCUGGGAUUUCUCGGGAGUCCCAGGCGUUUGAAAUUCCCUCACUGGGUUUUCUGGGGCAGAGAGAGGAACUGCUGAACUUCCUAAAUCAGACUCUUGUUCUCUUCACCAUCCAGCUGAAACUCAAAAUCCCUGGAGCCCCCGAAGACUUUCUAACCCCUGAAAUGGAUUUAUUUUAGGUAUUAGUCCCCUAAAAGUCAACCUGAGCCUGUUUUGCCUCUUACCUUUAUCCUAGGGAGGGCAGUGGCAUCAAAGAGCCUCUUGAACUACAGGUGUGACCCUGAAAGUACCUGCUCCUCCUGUACCCAGGCCUUAAGAGGGAGAAUCAAAGAGAAUGUUGUCCCCUUACUGUCCCUAAAUAUCCCUGUAAGGAUGUUUUCCCCAUAUAUCAAGCCCCAGGCCCCAAGAGGCAGCCUCAGCCCAGUAGGCUGGGACCAGAGAUGGCUUUCCAGCCACCUCACUCAUCCUUUUAGGGUCAAGGACUUAGCGCCAGGCCCCGGAGCCCUGUUCUUCCCCCAUUACUAACAUCCAGUGAUUUAGGACAAGUCAGCCCUUUUACCCCUUGCAACCUUAGCAAACCCUACUCAGUUAAGAGGACAUAUUUUAAAACUGGGUCUGAGUCUACAGGUCUCAACUCACAGCUCUGAGAUGCUCACUUGGUGAUAUGUGUGUGGUAUUGAUAGGGGGCAACAUUUUUUUUUUUUUAGAUAACCACGGCUCACCUAAAGAGCCACAGCCGGGGAACCUCGGUUUCAAGCCGUAAGGCUUCUUCAAUAGGUAGUGAAUAGAUGUCCUCAGGCUUUGAUGGGCUAGAGUGGGGGAAAUGGGGCUUUUAGUAGAGGCGGCGAAUGGGAAGCGGCCCCAUCCUGAGCGGUUGUUUUCUUCCCGCUGACCGAAGCUGGAGAGGGAUCCCUCAGGAGGGUGUGCUCCGGAUCUCUUGCCUCAGGCCCAGGACUCCAACCAUUUUAUAAUGGAACCUUUAUUUUGUGAAAAUUCAGGGGCAAUUCCAGCCACCCUUCCUGCAGAUCCCGAAUCCGGUGUUGGGGGCUCCGGAGAGUAACAGUAGGGAAGAACGUCUGUCCUGAACCGCCUCCCUCGCAAGGCCCCCAUUUUCCUCUCCACCCCGGCCCGCCCAGCCCCAGCCCUGCUUCCUGUGGACGUCAGGCAGUGAAGCUCUUCCCCUCAGGCCUAGAUGAAGGUAGGGUGGGCAGGCAGCAGCCACUGAGCCCGCGGAAGUCGGCGCCGGGCACCCAGGCUGGCGAGGGCACGAGGUAUGGUGCCCCACACACAGUGGGGCCUCGCAUGUGGCUGCAAGAUAAAUGUUUGUGAAAUGUCACUGAACUUUGAAGAGAUCGGGCGUAGACGGAAGAUGGCUCGAGCUGUAGCUUCACCUUCCUUCUUGUUGUCUCCUCCAAGGUAGCGGGGACUCGUCUCUGGAGAAGGAAUUCCUUGGGGCCCCAGUGGGGCCCGCAGUGAGCACCCCCAACAGCCAGCACUCGUCUCCCAGCCGCUCACUCAGUGCCAACUCCAUCAAGGUGGAGAUGUACAGCGAUGAGGAGUCGAGCAGACUGCUGGGGCCAGACGAGCGUCUCCUGGAGAAGGAUGACAGUGUGAUCGUGGAGGACUCCUUGUCGGAGCCGCUGGGCUACUGCGAUGGAAGCGGGCCGGAGCCCCACUCCCCCGGUGGCAUCCGCCUGCCCAAUGGCAAGCUCAAGUGUGACGUCUGCGGCAUGGUCUGCAUUGGGCCCAACGUGCUCAUGGUGCACAAGCGCAGCCACACGGGGGAGAGGCCCUUCCACUGCAACCAGUGCGGCGCCUCCUUCACCCAGAAGGGCAACCUGCUGCGCCACAUCAAGCUGCACUCCGGGGAGAAGCCCUUCAAGUGCCCCUUCUGCAACUACGCCUGCCGCCGGCGUGACGCGCUCACCGGCCACCUCCGCACACACUCGGUCUCCUCCCCCACGGUGGGCAAGCCCUACAAGUGCAACUACUGCGGCCGGAGCUACAAACAGCAGAGCACCCUGGAGGAGCACAAGGAGCGCUGCCACAACUACCUGCAGAGUCUCAGCACUGAAGCCCAAGCUCUGGCUGGCCAGGCAGGCGACGAGAUACGGGACCUGGAGAUGGUGCCAGACUCCAUGCUGCACUCAUCCUCUGAGAGGCCAACUUUCAUUGACCGUUUGGCCAACAGCCUCACCAAACGCAAGCGUUCCACCCCCCAGAAGUUUGUAGGUGAGAAGCAGAUGCGCUUCAGCCUCUCGGACCUGCCCUACGAUGUGAACGCGGGCGGCUAUGAGAAGGACGUGGAGCUGGCGGCGCACCACGGCCUGGAGCCUGGCUUCGGGGGGCCUCUGGCCUUCGUGGGGGCCGAACAUCUGCGUCCCCUCCGCCUGCCACCCACCAAUUGCAUCUCAGAACUCACGCCUGUCAUCAGCUCUGUCUACACUCAGAUGCAGCCCCUCCCUGGGCGACUGGAGCUUCCGGGGUCCCGGGAGGCAGGUGAGGGGCCCGAGGAUCUAGCUGACGGAGGUCCCCUCCUCUACCGGGCUCGAGGCCCCCUGACUGACCCCGGGGCCUCCCCCAGCAAUGGCUGCCAGGACUCCACAGACACAGAGAGCAACCACGAGGACCGGGUCGGGGGGGUGGUGUCACUGCCUCAGGGCCCCCCACCCCAGCCUCCUCCCACCAUGGUGGUGGGCCGGCCCAGCCCUGCCUACGCCAAAGAGGACCCCAAGCCGCAGGAGGGGUUGCUGCGGGGCACCCCAGGCCCCUCCAAGGAAGUGCUCCGGGUGGUGGGCGAGAGCGGCGAGCCAGUGAAGGCCUUCAAGUGCGAGCACUGCCGCAUCCUCUUCCUGGACCACGUCAUGUUCACGAUUCACAUGGGCUGCCACGGCUUCCGAGACCCUUUCGAGUGCAACAUCUGUGGCCACCACAGCCAGGACCGGUACGAGUUCUCUUCCCACAUUGUCCGGGGGGAGCACAAAGUGGGCUAGCGGCCUCCUCCCCCGCCGCAGUGCACCCCCCACGCCCUGCCUGCAGGAGGCUGGCCUGUCCCCACCGCGGCCCUAGGAGCUGGGCUGUGUAGCCCCCACCACCGGCUCCCUGGCUUCACCCCUGACCCUGACCCGUCCUCACCUGUGCUCCUCCGCCCCCCGACUGAUCUAAGCGUUGUGAUGAAACAGGUCUUUUGCUUAUCUUUCUCCUUUUUCUCUUCUCCUUUCAUCCCAUCAUACUCACUGAGUUAUUUAUUAAUAUAAUUUGUUGAGUUUUCUUUUGCUUCUUUUUUUUUAACUUCUAUCACUCGCCACACCGCCACCCUCCUCCCCACAGCCCCCUCCACGUCAGGCCUGAUUUUUCUCUUUGCGCUUUCUCCAGCAGCCCCAGGAGUGGGAAGCUCCCCUUAGUGCUGAGAGGCCUCGGGCUUCCUGAUUUAGGUCCUCACCUUUGACCAUACCCGAUGCUUCCGUUUCGAUGCCAACCGCGCUCUAUACCCACCUUAGCUCUGUGGCAUUACCUCUGCCCUCCGGGACCCUGCAGCCUGGUACUCGUGGCCUCUGACCUUAGGCAGCUUGCACAGCUCCUGAUCAAAUGAAGAAACCCCUCCUUGGGAAGUAGGAGAGGCUGAAGGAAUCCUCCCCAGGCACCCUGGGACUGAGGGUCCUCUUGACAUCCCACUAGGAAUUGGAGUUCCCCAAAGCCCACAUCCGGGAUCUGCCUCUCCAGUGUGAUCUCCCCCUCUCCUCGAACAGCCCCCAGCACUGCUCUACUCUCUUCACACUGCCUGUCCACUCAGUGGUGGUUUUUCUCUCCUUGGAAUGCCCCAGCUUUAUACUCUCAGGGGCCAAGGCUAGGUCAGCAAUCCUCUGUCUCUGACACGUGUGGAGCCACAGGUGCCUAACUGGGAACCAGGGAAGGGAAUGGGUCAAAAUUCCUCUCUUUCUCUCCCACCUCUCAAACUUCCUCACUCUAGCGACCUACUUGGGCUCUCAGGGGCACCUCUGGUCCCUGUCCUAUGAGAAACUGGUGGGUUGCUGCCUGAUAACAAGGGGGCAUCCUCAGCCCCCCAGUCAUGCUGCCUUCUCUCCCCUAGCAGGAUUCACCCUCUCAUCCCCAGACUCCUGGGCCCUGUUCUUAGGAUCAGUGGCAGGGGGAAAAGGAUGUCUCUUUUCUCUCUCUUAACUCUCAGUAUAACCAAAAAUUCUCCCCAGGAUGAGCAAGGGCAGACGCCCCUCUCCCCAUCCCAGUCUUGGGCCAGCGAGAAUGGGAUGGACACAGCUGAAUGGGAGAGCCAUCCUUUACUACCCCUCCUACACUCAGCUCCCGGAUGUAGGGCAGGAGGGGGCACGCUCCUGGCUGCUGCAGAGACUCCUGGCUGUUUGGGUGACCUAGACAGUGACAGGGGCAGGAGGGGAUCGCUCCACCGCCGAGUGGGGGUCUCUUUCCACAAGAGCUCCCUGCCCAAGGCCACAGCCAUCCCAUUCUCUGCUUCCCUGAGAUUCAAACCAAAGCCUGUUUUUCUAUAUUUAAAAGUUAAAAAGUAAAAACCAAACAGAACACCUCACAAGUUGUAACACUUGGUCCUUCUCUCUCUCUUGCUCCCCCCUCUUUUCUCUUCCUUCCGUUUUUCUUUCCACAAGUCCUCUCCUUAUGGGCUCUUUUGCCUCCUGCUUUCUCACUCCCUAUCAGGGAUAAUUCAGGGGGCUGGUAAAGGGUUGGUUAAGGAACAGACCCUGGGAUUGGGGCUCGUAAGGGCUCUCAGGAUCUCAGGCUCUGCCUUAUCCUGUUAUGGGAAGGGAGACCCUGAACACCUCCUUCUCCUCUGCUCCCCCAGUCUGUGGUCUCCCCAGGAGAACCAGAUUGUCAGGGGGGGACACUGUGGGUUGCCUGUGUCUCCUUGACAAUGUAGCAAUAAACAGAUGCUGCCAGGGGCAGGGGCUCGGGGAGCCGCCUCGGAGGAGCCUGUCUCUGGAGAAGGGGAGAGUCUUCCUGAGAGCACCCCCAGGGAGCUGGCUCCCUCUUUCAGGAUGUCAGCAGACCUGAGAUUCUUCUCUGGGGUUCCCCUCAGCCCUCCUGCUUAUCGAGCCCCUUCCCAUGAGCCCUGCCCUCACCGCCUCUUCUGCGUCUGCUGUGUAUUUGGUGACACCUCACAAGACUAGUCCCUUCUGGGGUAUCGGAGCCUCGGGGUGCCCCGUCCCCUCCCCAUCAGUUUUGGCACCUGUAACCUCCUGGAACAUGAAGGACUGUGCUCCGAGGCCAUGCUCUGAGCCCGUGAGAGCAGAGACUGGAAGGGCGAGCCCAGGUGCUACGGAGGGGAGAGAAGGGCGCUCUGUCUCUCCAGACCAUCACUGCACUUUAACCAGGGUCUUAGGUACAAAAUCCUGCUUUCCAGAGCCUGCCAGCUCUGGAACCUCAAACAUCCUCAUGCUCUCUCCUAGCUCCUUUUGCAUAAAAAAAGAAAAAAAAAAGUAAGAAAAAGAAAAAACACACAUUGAAACCCACAUGGAGAAAAGAGGUGUUUUCCUUUUAUAUUGAUAUUUAAAAUCAACACCACACAAAAAAAUUUCUAAAUAGACACUUUUCCAGACCUUUGUUUUUUCGUGUCAGUGUCCAAGCUGCGGAUGCGAUUUUGUAAUACUUCUGGCAGCUUCUUUCCUUGUGUACAUAAUAUAUAUAUAUAAUAUAUAUUUUUGAUCAGAAGUUAUGAGAACAAAAAGAAAAAAUAAAACACAGAAGUAAGUGCAAUACCACCUCUCUCCUCCCUCUGCCAGGGUUUCAUUUGUAGCCUCUGCUGGGUGUCUCCUUGGAUCUUACCCCUUCACCUCCUCCUCUUCCUCUGGGGCCCCCUCCCUCCUUUUUUUUUUUUUUAAAGAGUUUUUCUCCUUUCUCAAGAGGAGUUAAACUAGCUUUUGAGACUUAUUGCAAAGCAUUUUGUAUAUGUAAUAUAUUGUAAGUAAAUAUUUGUGUAACGGAGAUAUACUACUGUAAGUUUUGUACUGUACUGGCUGAAGGUCUGUUAUAAAUAAACAUGAGUAAUUUAACACCC
Molecule: messenger RNA, 6737 nt
Organism: Odocoileus virginianus texanus
Lineage: Eukaryota; Metazoa; Chordata; Mammalia; Artiodactyla; Cervidae
Source: RefSeq, a predicted model, not a curated record